GACCGGGGGAGACGGGAGAGGAGUGAGGAUUUUUCUGUAGGAAGCGGGGUCCUGGACUCCUCUCACCUGCGGGGUGCAGAGGUAUCUGCAACUAGGAUAGUAUCCCAGACCAAGCAGAAGCGGGCUAACGAAAGAGGUAGGGUGCCGGGUUGGCCUUGCCAGGCCAGCUGGAGACCCGCGCCGCGAAAGCCCCCUACCGCUCCGGCAGCCGCCCACCCUCCCUGACCAGGUCCGCGGAGUACACUCCUGGGUCUUUAAGAGGCGGGGCCUGCUCUCAACGCGCCUGAUUGCGUCAUUAUCGUGCGCCUCGGGCCCUGGUCUCCACGUGGGUUCAGUAGAGAAACCCGGGACUGGGGGAUCAUGGCGGGAGCUGAGACUGGGGACGCGGCAGGAGCCGAGGCCCCGCAGCCCCAGAAGCGCUACUAUCGGCAACGUGCUCACUCCAACCCCAUGGCUGACCACACGCUGCGCUACCCUGUGAAGCCUGAAGAGAUGGACUGGUCUGAGCUAUACCCAGAGUUCUUCGCUCCACUGACUCAAAAUAAGAGCCACGAUGACCCAAAGGAUAAGAAAGAAAAGAGAGCUCAGGCCCAAGUGGAGUUUGCAGACAUAGGCUGUGGCUAUGGUGGCCUGUUAGUGGAACUGUCACCGUUGUUCCCAGACACACUGAUUCUGGGUCUGGAGAUCCGGGUGAAAGUCUCAGACUAUGUACAAGACCGGAUUCGGGCCCUUCGAGCAGCUCCUGGAGGUGGCUUCCAGAACAUCGCCUGUCUCCGUAGCAAUGCCAUGAAACACCUUCCUAACUUCUUCCGCAAGGGCCAGCUGACAAAGAUGUUCUUCCUCUUCCCUGACCCACAUUUCAAGCGGACGAAGCACAAGUGGCGAAUCAUCAGUCCCACGCUGCUGGCAGAAUAUGCCUACGUGCUUAGAGUCGGGGGGCUGGUAUACACCAUAACUGAUGUGCUGGAGCUACAUGACUGGAUGUGCACCCAUUUUGAAAGGCACCCCCUGUUUGAGCGUGUGCCCCUGGAGGAACUGAGUGAAGACCCCAUUGUGGGACAUCUGGGCACCUCAACCGAGGAAGGCAAGAAAGUCUUACGCAACGGAGGCAAGAAUUUCCCAGCCAUCUUCCGAAGAAUACAGGAUCCCACCCUCCAGGCAGUGACCCCCAAUCCCAUCCCCCUGGGCCACUGACGGCCUUCCUUGCCUUAGCUUGACCCCAGGACCUUCCUAGCCGAGACUGCUGGGGCCAAGAGGCGACAGUCUUUCAAAGAAGUUGGGGAACUGCCCAGGCCAGAAGGCUGGGAUUCACAACUGACCUCUCAUCUUGCCUGUCUACCACCAACAGAAAGCAAAAGAAGCUAACUGGGAAGGUCAAAAGAUCUUGGACCAGAAGGGAUGUUUGGAAGGGUGUGGGGUCUUGCUCUUCCUUAGCACUUCCUUCUCCUUCUGGGAUCUCCUCAGCUGGAGUGAGGAAUGCAAUUCUCCACUCUCCAUCUAAACUGCUUGCUAGACUCAAAUUGCCUGUCCACUUGUGUUUACUUGGCAGUCCUGGGGAUAACGU
Messenger RNA from Zalophus californianus (California sea lion), 1564 nucleotides. It is a transcript of the gene METTL1, whose product is annotated as methyltransferase like 1. Bases 361 to 1194 code for a protein of 277 amino acids. Gene Ontology annotation, cellular component: tRNA methyltransferase complex. Gene Ontology annotation, molecular function: tRNA (guanine(46)-N7)-methyltransferase activity. The transcript is spliced from 6 exons. The record is from RefSeq and is a predicted model, not a curated record. NCBI's taxonomy places the organism in Eukaryota, Metazoa, Chordata, Mammalia, Carnivora, Otariidae. Gene Ontology annotation, biological process: RNA (guanine-N7)-methylation; tRNA methylation.